Molecule: messenger RNA, 1252 nt
Organism: Aphanomyces invadans
Lineage: Eukaryota; Oomycota; Saprolegniomycetes; Saprolegniales; Verrucalvaceae
Product: CAMK/CAMK1 protein kinase
Exons: 5
Coding region: 37-1137 (366 amino acids)
Biological process (GO): protein phosphorylation
Molecular function (GO): protein kinase activity; ATP binding
Source: RefSeq, a predicted model, not a curated record
GCACCUUCCUGUCGUCGGCUUGGCAGCGCGAUCGGCAUGGGAUGCAGCUUCUCUCUAUGCCCAGGCCCCCAAGCGGCAAAGGAUGAUGAGUCCAUUUUACAUGACAUGAGCGCCAAGCAGUCCACCCCCUACGUACCUGUCGUGGCGCCUGUCCACGUAACAGCGACGGCGGCACUCCCAUGCUUUCGCGACAAGUAUGUUCUUGGUGGGACGUUGGGAGAGGGAAGUUACGCUAUCGUGAAGAAGGCCCGCAACAAAGAGACGGGUGAGUCGUAUGCUGUCAAGGUCUUCAAGAAGGAAGGACUGUCGGAACAGGACGAACGGGAUAUUCAGACCGAAGUCGCCAUCUUGGGCCGCCUCAACCACCCUAACGUGUUGAAUUUGGUCGACUUCUUCUCGGAACCCAAGUACUAUUACAUUGUAACAGACUUGUGCGAAGGUGGCGAACUAUUUGAUCGAAUAUCUCAAUUGUCCUACUACACUGAAAAGGAGGCGCGGGACCUCGUCAAGGUUUUGCUCACUGCCAUUGACUACUGUCACGAUCAUGGCGUCGUUCAUCGCGAUUUAAAGCCCGAGAACAUCUUGAUGAUUAACAAGACAGACAACGCUUCCAUCAAGAUCGCGGACUUUGGGUUUGCCAAAGAAGCGCUGAAUGGUCUGACGACCACUUGCGGGUCUCCCGAAUAUGUUGCGCCAGAAAUCAUUUCUCGGUCGGAUGCCAGUCAGACGUACGGCACCCCCGUCGAUAUUUGGAGCAUUGGCGUUAUCACGUAUGUUCUCUUGGGCGGGUACACCCCGUUCCACGACGAGAACCAGAACGUGUUAUUCGACAACAUUUGCCAUGGCCAGUUCUACUUUUACUCGCCUGACUGGGACGAAAUCUCAGACGACGCCAAGGAGUUUCUUAAAUUGGCGUUGACGGUCGACCCAGCCAAGCGGCCCACCGCCAAGCAACUCCUUAAAGAUCCUUGGAUUGUCGACGAAAAUGUGUCCAUCUACCAACUGUCGAGCGUCCAAGAGAAGCUGCCCAUGCUCAACACGUCCAGGAACAAGUUUAAAGCAGCCGUCAACGCCACAGUGCUCGUCAACCGCUUUCGUAAGGUGUCGACGGACGAACCGAAACACGCAUCGGUGUGAGGGACAAGUGGGUGGUGGGAUGCCGUUCCAUCUACUCCUUUGUAACAUUCGAUUUAAAGAUCCGUUGGAACACGUGAGGCAAGUCGGUCGUGUUGAGGCAGACGUGGCCGUUUCC